CCGGAUGGCUCCUAUAAUUAUCCUGGAGCCUGCGGGUGGUUGCCUCUGCGACCAGCUGGUGCACAUCGCCGUGCGCGGCCUGGCCCCCGAGCAGCCCGUCACGCUGCACGCCGCCAUGCGCGACGAGAGAGGCGCGCUCUUCCGCUCCCACGCGCGCUACCGCGCCGACCCCCACGGCGAGCUGGACCUGGCGCGCGCGCCCGCGCUGGGCGGCAGCUUCGCGGGGCUCGAGCCCAUGGGGCUGCUCUGGGCCAUGGAGCCCGAUCGGCCUUUCUGGCGCCUGAUCAAGCGCGACGUGCAGACGCCCUUCGUGGUGGAGCUGGAGGUGCUGGACGGCCACGAGCCCGACGGCGGGCGGUUGCUGGCGCGGGCGGUGCACGAGCGUCACUUCAUGGCUCCCGGGGUGCGGCGCGUGCCCGUGCGCGAGGGCCGUGUGCGCGCCACGCUCUUCCUGCCUCCAGGAAAUGGACCCUUUCCUGGGAUCAUAGACCUUUUCGGAGUUGGAGGUGGCCUUCUGGAGUAUCGAGCAAGUCUGCUGGCUGGGAAGGGCUUUGCUGUCAUGGCUCUGGCUUAUUAUAAGUACGAUGACCUCCCCAAGAGCAUACGCACUAUCCACCUGGAGUACUUUGAGGAAGCCGUGAACUACCUGCUCAGUCACCCUCAGGUAAAAGGUCCAGGAAUUGGGCUGCUUGGGAUUUCCAAAGGGGGUGAACUUGGCCUUGCUAUGGCCUCCUUCCUGAAGGGCAUCAAGGCUGCUGUCUUCAUCAAUGGCUCUGUGGCCGCUGUUGGGAACAUCAUAAACUACAAGGAUGAGACUAUCCCUCCUUUGUCUUCUUUGAGAGAUCGAUUCAAAGUGACAAAAGAUGGCCUCUUGGAUGUUGUGGAAGGGCUUCAAAGCCCUUUGGUAGAGACGAAGAGCUUGAUCCCUGUGGAAAGGUCUGACGCCACCUUCCUGUUCCUUGUGGGUCAGGAUGACCACAACUGGAAGAGUGAGUUCUAUGCCAAUGAGAUCUCCAAACGCUUACAGGCCCAUGGGAAGGAGAAGCCCCAGAUCAUCUUAUACCCAGAAGCGGGGCACUAUAUUGAGCCCCCUUACUUCCCCCUGUGCAAGGCUGGCAUGCACGUCCUGGUGGGUACUAAUAUCAUCUUCGGAGGGGAGUCUAAGCCUCAUGCCAUGGCCCAAGUGGAUGCGUGGCAGCAACUCCAGACUUUCUUCCACAAACACUUGGGUGCUGAAGAGAGGACGAUCCCAGCAAAACUGUGAUUUUUUUAUUCAACAUCUCUAAAGCAGGUCUCUCCUGGGAAUAGCCUCCACUCUACGUGUGUGUGUGUGUGUUUAUAUUCUACAUAAAGGUAGAGGUCUCCCCUCAAUUUUUUUUUUAUCUACAGGUCUUAACAGUCUGGGAAGGGAGUGAUUGUGCAGAAAACGUAAGGUCUGGCAAAAGCUGAUCUCUUGCCUUGGCUCAGUCUGCAGGUGACGAAGCUAUUGCUCUGAAAGAAAGGCUGUGUCACCGUUGCAGUCCUGGAGUUCAGCAAUCAUUUGCUAAAUAGCUGAUUAAAAAAUAAUGAUUACCUACUGUUUAAACAAGCAUCAAGAGGGGCUGGAAAGAUGGCUCAGCAGUAAAGAGCACAUACUGCUCUUUUAGGACCUAAGUUUGGUUCCCAGCGCCCGAACCAAGCAGCUCACAACUGAAUGUAACUCU
Chionomys nivalis (European snow vole) is the source of this 1703-nucleotide messenger RNA. Its product is annotated as acyl-coenzyme A thioesterase 1-like. The transcript is spliced from 3 exons. NCBI's taxonomy places the organism in Eukaryota, Metazoa, Chordata, Mammalia, Rodentia, Cricetidae. Gene Ontology annotation, molecular function: fatty acyl-CoA hydrolase activity. The record is from RefSeq and is a predicted model, not a curated record. Gene Ontology annotation, biological process: acyl-CoA metabolic process; fatty acid metabolic process. Bases 5 to 1264 code for a protein of 419 amino acids.